Messenger RNA from Protopolystoma xenopodis, 393 nucleotides. NCBI's taxonomy places the organism in Eukaryota, Metazoa, Platyhelminthes, Monogenea, Polystomatidea, Polystomatidae. The record is from the annotation of a GenBank genome assembly.
AUGGUUGGGGUUGCUGCUGAUGUUGUUGUUGUUGCUGUUGUUGUUGUUGCUGCUGCUGCUGCUGCUGCUGUUGUUGUUGUUGUUGUUGUUGUUGUUGUUGUAAUGGAGGUGUUGGUGCCUGUCUCUGUUGGCCGGAUCCCGAGUGGGAGAAGGGAGAAAUCGCCGAGAAUGCAGUGGAUUGGACUGGCUGUCGAGAGAAUUGUGCCGCAGACUGGCCAGUCAGCCCAGCGUGCAGUUGAUGCUGGUGUUGGUGUUGGUGUUGGUGCUGAUGCUGAUGCUGAUGCUGAGGUUGAGCCUGUUGUAGCUGGUGUGGGUGGGGCAGGCCAACUGGAUGCGAGAGGAGGGAAGAAGAGGAGAGCGGUGCGGCGCCGAGGGAAUGACCGGUUGUGGUGA